Messenger RNA from Schistosoma haematobium, 4251 nucleotides. RefSeq lists its product as uncharacterized. NCBI's taxonomy places the organism in Eukaryota, Metazoa, Platyhelminthes, Trematoda, Strigeidida, Schistosomatidae. The record is from RefSeq and is a predicted model, not a curated record. The transcript is spliced from 6 exons. The coding region runs from base 312 to 1637 and encodes 441 amino acids.
CGCGAUUCACCCCCCUGUUUCUUUUGGAGUGGGCGAUUUGUUCUCCGAUACUAGUCUCUUCUCUUUGAGCUUUGGCAGUUUGCAAGCUUCCUUUAUUCUUUCCACAGCCAUAUAAAAUCAAAUAGUUAAUUCUUUCCUAGGUCUAUUCUGUCGACUAACAUUGAAUUUUUUCGUCUUCGCGUAUCUCCUUAUAUUGGAAGAUCAUUUACUACUUUAUGGAUUUGAAUCUCAGUCGAGAUGAUCUUAGCUAAAUCAACUCUACAAAAAUUGUAGAUUGAUCGCGCAGAUUGAUUAGGCGGAAAUAUAACACUAUGGUACAAAAGCCUAUUUUCUUUGAACAAGUUAAGUCAUGCAUCUUAAGCUUUCAUAAUACUAAUGACAAGAGUGUCACGGACGAAACACAUUUUUUACAAAGCUUAUGUGAGGCUAUAGAAUCUGUCCUACGCAUGGGACUAAAGUGUAGUCAUCGCCUAAUAAAGCGAAAGGAUUAUUGGAACUGGAUGAAAAGCAUUCCACGCAUUUGCGAAAAAUGGGAAAUAUUUGUCCACCCAAGUUACCUGCAGGCAAUCAAUCACGUUCACAAAUGCCGUAGUGUCACCACCGCUCAAGGACGUGGGCGUCUCCUUAUUCGUAUGUUAUUGAGUUCCGGAACUUUGGACUUCCCAUUUAAGUUACUGCUAAAUAACAUGCAUUUAUCAGCUGCAUUCUAUGAGGAGUCCGAGUCAGUUAUGGGGAACGAUAUUCUUAUUCAAAUAUUUUGUUCUCUUGUCAGUGAGGUUUGUCGGAUUCCUUUUAAUUUGAAUGUGGAUAAUACGGAAUUCCUUGAUGAAACAUGGUGUCUUCCAACAUUUAAGACGUUUACAUUCGUUCCAUGCAAAAUGCUUGGUGCUCGUGUCGAAACGGUAGAUGGCCAUUAUUUAGUUACAGAAGUAGAUCCUACUGGAGUUGUUGCAGAAGAUCAUCAGAUAACUGUUGGUGAUAUUCUAUCUACCAUGUAUGGUUGUAUAUUGCACAAUUCUGGACUCUUUUUAAAUAAUCUUCGAUCUCUUUAUGAUGGCCAACCCAUUCCAGUUGGUGUUACGAAAGCUCUAAUGCCUGACGGGCGUAUAUAUCCUCGUUUGAGAUCUCUUUUAGAACAAUAUGGUUAUGUCAAUUUGAUUACAGACCUCGAAAGAUCAGGACCAGUUCAUAUUAUUGACAAUUCGAAGUUCCUCAAUCAGGAACCUUGGUAUCAUUUUCGAUAUAUUGGACAAUCUGAAGUGGGUUCAAGUGGUGGAGUUAAUUUGAUAAAUCAAUCUAUUGUUUCUGUUCUAAGUAAUUUAAAAAAUUCAGAUGAGCAAUGUCCUGUGCACAUUGAAUUGGGUGAAUUGGGAGUGAUUGUAUGGCAGUUACAGCGGAAAGAUAAUAAAGUUUGUCGUAGUGAAGAACCUCUUCUACGUCAUUCCUAUCCACAAAUAUCUUCAUGCGGUCGAAGAACCGAUGGGACCAAUUAUUUUGCAUAUAUAGCCGGUGAGGAAUCAUGCACUACAGCUAGUCAUUUUACAUGUUAUGUAUUUGAAUCAACGGAUAAAGAAGAAGCUAGAAGAAUUAUAUCCGGUUUAUCAAUGGGCUUUGAUAGAACACAUUGGACUUUAUAAUUAUUAACGACAACAUAAUGUUAUUAUAUUUUCUCUACCUUUGGGUUUGUCAAUGUUGUAAUAUACCAAUUCCGUUGUAUGAUAGAAAGUUCAGUUAAAAUUCGUGUUCAUUCGUAUUACUUUAAUUUAUUAUAUAUCUUCAGUAAUUGCAAAUAAAGGUCUCUUGGGCCAAAUCAGAGUAAAUUUAUUUUUUAUAGGUCGAAUUUAUGAAUAAAAAACUGAUUUUUACACAUGAGACAGUUAAUAUAUGGUAGAGUUGAGUGCACUUUACUACUUGAAAUUCACUAGUGUCGAAACAUGGCAAAGAACGUUCUCGAUUAAAUCAUGAAUAUUCAAGAACCUACUUGGUACUUCUCAGGAAUUCUGAAGCUGUUAAUCAAAUCUAUUCGUCUACAUUUCCCCAUAGAGUAUUCUAAGAAUUACUAGCUUCCUAGACCAGGAUUGUUGUGCCUGGUUCUAUGCAAGUUUUAUGCUUCCAGGAAUUCAUACUUGAUUUGUUAUAUUUCUAAAAUAAGGAUGAUUUCCGAAGGAUUAAAUGUCUGUUCCUAUUUCGUUUUGAUGAGUCCUUGUGUGAUUUCCACAUUCAUAAUUAGUAUGGUUGAAUAUAUCGUUUAUAUUUGUUCAUUGUAUUGUAGGAAGUUGGACUAUCAUUCAUGUUAUUAUUUUGGCUUACCUGUGGGACUUGCAUCUUCCAUUUUCACCAGUUUCUAAUUUGGAAAAUUUACAGUUAAAGUAAUUCAUAUAGAGAGAUGAUUUAAAAUGGAUUUGCUUCACUAAUGACAAGGAGUUACGGAUUUUGUAAUUAGAAGUUUCUGCAUAUUUAAUUAUGUGACUGGAUGUAAAGGAUAGUUUAUUGCGCAUUUCGGAGAAAAAGAUUAAAUUAAGUUUGAGUCUCCUCUUCCAUAAAGGGUCGAGCUCAAGUUUAUUACAUCUAGAAUUAUAAUUCAAGGUACAAUCAUUCCCAAGAAUCUAAAGUGUAAAUUGUUGCUGUACUGAUUCCAACCUUAAUUUAUCAUUUAUGCACAAACUACUAAGAAUAAACGUGCAGUAUUCUAGGAGUAGUCGAAUACAUACUUUGUACAUCAAAAUACAUGACUCGUUGUUAUGAAGGUUUCGAGUUAUGCAACCUAUAAGACAUUAAAACUUGGAGGUCUGUUUCAAUACUUGUACUGUAAAUGACAAAUCGUAGGAGUACUCAAGUUUCCCCUGUUUUCUCCAUGUCUAGUUAAUACAAUAAACUUUUCGAGUAUAUGAAACUUACAAAAAGUUUUAUUUAUAAACUUUAUGUACACAAAAUUUUAGAAUUAGCAAAACAUAAACAACACUGUCUUCAUAGAAUAUCAUUUUUAAACAACAAGAUUUAUUGACUUCAAUAUAAAAAAGAGAUUUUAUUCAUUUUACUCAAUCGUCUGAAUGUCUCACAGCAUUUAUACAACAACAACAAGAACUGCUACUACUACCUGUUGAAAAACAAGAACAGUACAAUUUUUCAAUAUUAAUAUAAAAACAACAUACUUGUCUAAACUUAUUUUAUACUAUAACCGUUCGAUAAUUUUAGAUUUGUUUAUUUCUUUUAUUCAGUUGAUAGUGUAUUACUGAUUGUUAGAAAAUAAAUGUGCUCAUAAUGAUUUAAUCAUUAGUUAAGACAAUAAUUGAAUAACAAUAAUGUACAUAUCUGUCGAUAUUAGUCUGCCGUGGGUAAUUUUGAGUUCUUUUCUUGGGCAUAUUAAGUAACAUGAUAUCACUGAUAUACAGUUAAAUGCUUAUACUACUUAAUUGUAAAUAAAUGCUUUUAUAGCGUUGUAUGAGAAUCAACUUAGAAUGUAGUCAAAUAUUUAAACUGUAGUUAUUAAUUGAUAUCAGUUACAUGUUAAUUGUAUACCAGUUGUAUACAUUUGUCGGUGCUCUUUCUGAGUAAAUAAAUUGAAUAACAUUCCACAUCAUUAGUUACUAUGUGUAAAUUAACAUUGGUUAUCGUAAUAUGAUUUUAAAGCUUUGAGUGUUUAUGUUAACAAAUAUAGUCUUCCUAUAUCCAGUUAAUAUUAACAGUAUCAAUGCUUGAGUGGAUAUCUACCUUCACUUAUAGGUUAAAGUUCAUCGUGUAUUCAAACGAGUAUACGAUACAAUGUGAAUGGAUGUUUCCUAAUUCGAUGAACCAAUAACCAGUGAGAUUUAAAAAUGAUAUACAAGAAGGAAAAAAAUGUUUACAAAAUUUAAAAUAGGUUGAGUUUUAAAAAAAGUUAUUGAGGCAAAACGAAUACUAAUCCUUUCAAUAAUAAAUGAUGCAUAAAUGAAAACCUGAAAUUUGGCCACACGAUAUAAUUAUGUUUACAAGUUGAAGAAAUGGUAGAUUUCCAGGGAAACGUAAACAAUAUUUUCUUACAUUUAUUCUCAUUUUUUGUGACGUCACAACAACAAACUAGUUAGUUACUUUUAUCGAAAACGUUUGUAUAGUCAUGUAGUAGAAGUAAUUUGUGUCAAAAUACCCUUUGUAAUGACUCUAACCACAUUGUUAUUUGUAGGUCGAUUUUAAAAUAUAAUUAACAUAUUCGUCUGUUAGCUACGUAAUAGUCUACGUUGGGCGUAAAAGUAAAUUCAGGCCACUGGAAAAUGC